Cariama cristata (Red-legged seriema) is the source of this 4528-nucleotide messenger RNA. It is a transcript of the gene RICTOR, whose product is annotated as RPTOR independent companion of MTOR, complex 2. The annotation marks the transcript as partial. Gene Ontology annotation, cellular component: TORC2 complex. The transcript has 19 exons. Gene Ontology annotation, biological process: TORC2 signaling; positive regulation of phosphatidylinositol 3-kinase/protein kinase B signal transduction. NCBI's taxonomy places the organism in Eukaryota, Metazoa, Chordata, Aves, Cariamiformes, Cariamidae. Gene Ontology annotation, molecular function: protein serine/threonine kinase activator activity. The record is from RefSeq and is a predicted model, not a curated record.
GUUUGUAAGGAGAUUGCUUUAUUUUUACAAGCCUAGCAGUAAACUGUAUGCCAACCUGGAUCUGGACUAUGCCAAGGCUAAGCAGCUCACUGUGGUGGGUUGUCAAUUUACUGAGUUUCUUCUUGAAUCAGAAGAGGAUGGACAAGGUUACCUGGAGGAGUUAGUUAAAGAUAUUGUACAUUGGCUCAACUCUUCAUCUGGAAUGAAACCUGAGCGUAGUCUUCAAAAUAAUGGGUUACUAAAUACCCUUAGCCAGCACUACUUUCUGUUUUUUGGUACUCUCUCUUGUCACCCUCAUGGAGUGAAAAUGCUUGAAAAAUGUAAUGUGUUUCAGUGUCUUCUUAAUCUUUGUUCUUUGAAGAACCAGGAUCACUUGUUAAAAUUGACUGUUUCUAGUUUGGAUUACAGCAGAGAUGGGUUAGCAAGAGUUAUCCUUUCUAAAAUCCUGACAGCAGCUACUGAUAGCUGCAGGUUGUAUGCUACAAAACACUUGCGAGUAUUACUGAGAGCGAAUGUAGAGUUCUUCAGUAACUGGGGGAUUGAGUUAUUGGUGACCCAGUUGCAUGAUAAAAAUAAAACUAUUUCUUCCGAGGCACUUGAUAUUCUCGAUGAGGCAUGUGAAGACAAGGCUAAUCUUCAUGCCCUUAUCCAAAUGAAACCGGCUCUUUCUCAUCUUGGCGACAAGGGUUUGCUUCUCCUCCUAAGAUUUCUGUCCAUCCCAAAGGGGUUUUCGUAUCUAAAUGAAAGAGGUUAUGUAACAAAACAAAUGGAAAAGUGGCAAAAGGAAUAUAACUUAAAGUACGUUGAAAUGAUUGAAGAACAACUUAAUGAAGCACUUACAACAUACCGCAAACCUGUUGACGGUGAUAACUAUGUUCGUCGGAGCAACCAAAGAUUACAGCGACCACAUGUCUACCUGCCAGUUCACCUUUAUGGCCAACUGGUUCAUCAUAAAACAGGCUGCCAUUUAUUGGAGUCUCAGAGCAUUGUUACAGAUCUAAGUUACACUGUUCGUUCCCCAAUGCUGGAUAAGUGGGAAGGAAUUAAGCAGCUGAAAGCAGCCCUUUGGGCCUUGGGCAAUAUUGGAUCAUCAAAUUGGGGUCUUAACUUGCUUCAAGAGGAGAAUGUAAUUCCUGAUAUAAUGGCACUUGCCCAACAUUGUGAGGUUCUCUCUGUUAGAGGAACCUGUGUCUACGUGCUUGGUCUAAUAGCCAAAACUAAACAAGGAUGUGACAUUUUGAAGCAUCAUAACUGGGAUGCAGUGAGACACAGUCGUAGACAGGCUUGGCCAGUGGUCCCUGAUGACAUGGAGCAGCUCUGCAAUGAACUUUCUUCUAUACCCAGCACUCUUAGCUUGAACUCUGAGUCCACCAGUUCUAGGCACAACAGUGAAAGUGAAUCUGCUCCUUCAAGUAUGUUCAUCAUGGAGGAUGACCGUUUUGGUAGUACUUCCACUAGCACGUUCUUCCUAGAUAUUACUGAAGAAGCAGAACAAAUAUUUUAUGACAGACCUGGACCUUCAAAGGACAAAGACCGUAGUCCCUUUCCUUUUUUUUCUUCUAGUAGACUUGUGAAAAAUCGCAUUCUAAACUCUCUUACUCUACCUAAUAAAAAACACAGAAGUAGCAGUGAUGCAAAAGGAGGAAAGCUGAUAUCAUCUGACAGUAAAUCAGGCUUGAGGAGAAAUCGUACAGUAACAGAACCUUCCAGUAGCAUAGACUUUCCUGCUGGGGAAGAAUUCAACCCUGUUUUCAGAGUUCCUAAAAUCCAGACUUUACGAUUAGAAACUUCAUUUGUUGGAAGUAAGCACAUGGAAGAUACUGAUAGUACACCAAGUAUUGGAGAAAAUGAUCUGAAGUUGCCAAAAGCUCUUGGAAAUGAAAUUCACCGGGAAAACACAAGCAGAGAGAGGUUAAUAGGAGAUGGUACUACACAAACACAUUUCAAGAGUCGUAGCUUAAGUUUUAAUACAGAUACCACAACAAGUGGCAUAAGCUCAAUGAGCUCUAGCCCUUCGAGGGAGACUGUAGGUGUGGACACUACAAAUGUAGAUACUGACUGUGGAAGUUUGAGUACUGUGGUAAGCACAAAGACAGUUAAACCAAGUCACUGUUCAACACCACAGUCUAACCACCUGCCUCUCUCAAAAUCCAACUCUGUAUCCUUGGUACCACCAGGGUCUUCUCAUACACUUCCCCGAAGAGCCCAGUCUCUUAAAGCUCCUUCUCUUGCUACGAUAAAAAGUCUUGCUGACUAUAACUUUAGCUACACAAGUUCUCGAGAUGCCUUUGGCUACGCUACUCUGAAACGCUUACAACAGCAGAGGAUGCAUCCUUCACUGUCUCACUCAGAAGCCCUAGCAUCUCCAGCAAAGGAUGUGCUGUUUACUGACACUAUUACCAUGAAGUCUGGCAGCCUGGAUUCUCGGCUAACCCCAAGCCGGUUCAUGAAAGCUUUAAGUUAUGCUUCGUUAGAUAAAGAAGACUUAUUAAGUCCUAUUAACCAAAACACACUUCAGCGUUCCUCUUCUGUUCGUUCCAUGGUUUCUAAUGCUGCAUAUGGUAGCUCUGAUGAUUACAUUGGCCUUGCUCUCCCAGUGGAUAUCAAUGAGAUAUUUCAGGUAAAGGAAACUCCAUAUUUCCAGAAGAAAACCACACCUCCGUUUGAUGACCGUGGAGCUCGGGUCUUUGCACCUGAUGCAGGAGGUCUUCCAUCAGGUACAAGUGAUGUUGUCAAAAACCCUUUCCAGAUACUCCGACAGCAAAUCAGUCUCACUGAAAUAAUGAACACCAGCCGUUCAGAUGCCUGCCAAUUUUUAGAAAAUACAGAGGAUACAGGGCUACAGGAGCACACAGAUGAGAACUGCCUUUACUGUGUCUGCAUUCAAAUACUGGGUUAUCAGCCUAACAACAAAGUGAACUCUUCAUAUAGUCGUACAGGCUGUAGUGAUGCAGUAUCCCAUGGUUCGGCUAGCAGCAACAAGAGUACAGAGCUUGUACUAGGAGUAAAAUCAAUCCCAGAUGAUACACCAGUGUGCAGAAUACUUCUGCGGAAAGAAGUCUUACGUUUAGUAAUCAAUUUGAGUAGUUCAGUAGGAACUAAGGGCCAUGAAACGGGACUCUUGACAAUUAAGGAGAAGUAUCCCCAAGCAUUUGAUGACAUAUGCCUUUACUCUGAGGUGUCCUACUUGUUAGCACAUUGUACCUUUCGACUUCCAUCUCGAAGGUUCAUUCAGGAGCUAUUUCAAGAUGUACAGUUCCUACAAAUGCAUGAAGAAGCAGAGGCUAUUUUAGAAACACCAACAAAACAGCCAGUAAUCGAUACAUCAGCUGAAUCCUGACCUCUGUCUCAUGCAGUUCAUUGCAUAUAAACUUUCUGAAAUCCUCAGACAACCUCUGACUGACUGGAUAAAAAGCUUGGAGCAUCAUCUUCUAGACUGUUCCAGAAGCUACUGGUACCUGAAGACUGAACUGAAAACUUCCUCUUCCUCAACCAAUUACUGCCCCAGUCUUUUGAGCCCUUUGGGGAGUUAUUAAACAUUACCAUAGUUUUAAUAAUAGUAAUUAGCAGUAUAUGCAAGAGCCGAGCACUGAACACAAGUUUUCAUUUCACUUUCUACCAUAAAUUAAAAAAACAGGACAACAUGCAGAGACAUCUUUUUUGAUUGACUUCUGAUUCUGUUCCAGAGAAGCAGAAUGAUGCCUUGCUUUUUAAACCAUGGAUACCAGGAGUGAGAGAGAUGAGGGUGCAUUCCAUUGCCAGCAAUGGGGAGCCGUGCUUUGAUCACGGACACCAGGGGAUUAACAUUAGCUCUUCUCUGUUGGUUUUUGUACUGUUUAUAACACUACUUGGGCGUUUGUAACUUCAGACAGAAAGAAAAGCCUCUGUGAAUCUGAGGUUUCCUUUAAGUUAUUUUAAUAUUGCUAUAGUUGUAAGUCAUUUUAUUAAGCAGUCUCUCCGAUUUCAUUACAUUUACGUAUAUAUAUCUUACCUGAACCAGUUAAGGAUUUUCACUACAGUUUGAUUUUAAAAAUAACAAAUCAUUUAAACUUAAAAUGCUGAAAUCAGAUUGUUUUCCCUGAAUUACAUGCAUGUGUUUGCAGUUUCUACACUCAUCCUCAUAUAGUAUGAAUGUUGGUCUUACUCUUAACUAAAAUCCUUUAAAACGCAUGAUUUGUGCCAGAUAAAUUAGUAUCGUAUAAAUUAAACUUGAAGAGAUUUAAUCAUUGCUGCUUUUCUGAGUAGACAUAAUAUGAGUGUUUUCCAAGUUCCAUGGAAACAGCCUUUUAUAAAAAAAGGUUUAUUUGAAUUUUAAAUGGAUGAGUGAUCAGGCAUCAGAUAGUACUAAUAAUUGUAGUGAAAAACCUUAAGUACCAAAUCUUGGAGCAGCAGUACUUACAAUUUUAUACUGGUGUUUAAGACUUGUUGCAAAAGUUAAAUGAUACAGUGACUGUUAAUGACUGAAAUAGUUGCCUCUAUCACAUUACUUGUGAGGUUUCUAAAUUAAUGCCUGCAAGCUUAAAAAAAA